AUGUUCACGACAGUGCGCCUCAAAACGUUGGCUAGCCGCUGUCCUGCGCGUGCGGUGAUUGCCCAACGAGGCAAGUCAACGCUGCUAGAAUGGUGUGAGAGCAACCCGAUAAAGUUCGGGGUCGGUGUCGCUACCGUCAAGACUCAGGCCGCCGACCUCCUCACCCAGAAAAGCCUCGAGGGCAAGUCGUGGGCCGAGAUCGACUGGCGACGAAACGGACUCUUCACCGUCUUUGGCUUUGCGUACCAGGGCUGCUUUCAGUAUUACCUGUACGUGACCCUCUUCUCGCGGUGGUUCGCGGGCGCGGCGCGCUUUGUCAACCAGCCGCUGAGCGUCAAGCUCACCGAUUACGCCGGCCAGCGUGACGUGCUCAAGCAGAUUGCGUUUGAUGUGCUGAUUCAUCCGAUCUGGUUCUUUCCGAUGUACUACACGCUCAAGGAGGCUCUGUGCGGCCACCCCAGCCUCUUUGAUGGCGAGUCGCCCGCUGCAAUCGGCAAGGUUGCGCUCUCGAAGUACGCCGCCAACAACUUUGACACCCGCAGCGAGGACGGCCUCCUCACCGACUGGAUCGCCUUCUGGAAGAUCUGGGUGCUGGGCGAUGUGGUGGUGUACGGCUUAUGCCCGAUGUGGGCACGGCUGCCAGCGAACCACGUCUUCUCCUUCGUGUACAUCUGCGUGCUCUCCUUCAUGCGCGGGUCGUCUGCCGAGAAGGACUUGCCCUGCGUAAUCGUCGAGCACGAGAGCGACGGUCCCAGCGAGCAGAACCAAAUCCGAAAGGAUACGGCGCUACACACGACACACGUGUGA
Messenger RNA from Emiliania huxleyi CCMP1516, 807 nucleotides. RefSeq lists its product as hypothetical. Lineage: Eukaryota; Haptophyta; Isochrysidales; Noelaerhabdaceae. The coding region runs from base 1 to 807 and encodes 268 amino acids. The record is from RefSeq and is a predicted model, not a curated record. The transcript has 5 exons. Gene Ontology annotation, cellular component: cytoplasm; membrane.